Aureococcus anophagefferens is the source of this 1647-nucleotide messenger RNA. RefSeq lists its product as hypothetical. NCBI's taxonomy places the organism in Eukaryota, Pelagophyceae, Pelagomonadales, Pelagomonadaceae. The transcript has 4 exons. The coding region runs from base 1 to 1647 and encodes 548 amino acids. Gene Ontology annotation, cellular component: membrane. The record is from RefSeq and is a predicted model, not a curated record.
AUGGUGCACGUCCUGCUGCCCAUCGUCGCGGGCUGCGUUGCGCCGGGCCUCAAGGCCGUGGGCCUCUUCGUCUGGGCCGACUGCUGGGCGCACGACGCCGUCGCGCUCAACGGCUUCAAGAGCUCGCUCGCGACCGGCCUCUUCGCGGCGCUCGUCGCCGCGCUCCACCGAAGGGCCGUCGCGGCCGAGUCGCUGCGCAUCCUGGGCGCGAAGCGCAUGAUCGCCAUCGACGCGACGAAGCCCUUCGUCGGGGCCGCGUUCGGCUGGCUGUUCCUCGGCGACGCCGUCGGCGCGCUCGGCUACGCGGGCGUCGUCGCGACGACCGCGGGCGUCUACCUGCUGAACCGCGCGGAGCCCGCGGAGGACGACGACGAGAAGCGCGCCGCGCUGCGCGACGAGGAGAAGGACGAGACGCGCGCGGCGGAGGAGGCGGUCGCCGCGGAAGCAGCCUCGUCGGAGGCGCGGUGGCGCCUCGGCUACGCGCUCGCCGUGGCGAACGUGCUCUGCGACGUCGCGGCGGCGACGAUCACCGUCGCGCGGCGCCGCCGGCUCACGUCCGAGGAGGUGAACUUGAUCCGCUUCGGCAUCUCGUCCGCGCUGCUCGACGUUUUUUUGUUCUCUCGGCGGCUCCGGCGGCCGAAGGCGGCCGCGCCGCCGGCAAUGACGCGCCGCGCCUGGCGCAACGUCGUCUUCGGCGUGGUCUGCGUGACGUUCCUGACGCCGCUGAUCUACACGUGGACCAUGUUCGUCCUGCCGCUGUCCGUCGCCAUCACGCUCUCCUCGCUCGCGCCGAUCUACUCGCUCCCGGUCGGCGUCUACCACGGCGAGCGCGCCACGCGCGGCGCGGCCGCGGGCGCGGCGCUCGCGGUGGGCGGCGUCGCGUGCCUCGCGUUCGCGCAUCGGCGGCAGCUCCCGCUGCUGGCGCUCUUCGGUGUAGGCAUCGGCGCCGGCGUCGCAUGCGCGUUCGGCACCGUCCGAUGGCGACGACACACGGGCGACGCCGCGCGGCGCCGCCUGCUCGGCGCCGAGGACGUGGACUGCGUCGCCGGCGCCGGCUGGGGCGGCGCCAAGUCCGUGGACCGCCUCGGCGCGCUGCAGCACGUGAACCACGACAUCCCCGCGGCGAUCCAGACGGGCCCGACCAAGGCCUGGCUCCUGGGCCACGGGCAUUGGGACGGCCACCUCGACGCGACCCUGGUUCCGGACGCGUGCCGCGAGCUCGACGUCGUCGUCGCCAACUCCGCCGCGGACCGCUGCCUCGUCGUCUCCUCCGCGGCGACGACGGCCGUGCCCCACCACGUCACGCGCUGGGAGCGGUCGUCGACGCACGCGACGGGCUGGGCGACGAUCUCGCGGAUCCGCGAGAGCAAGCAGCGCAUGCCCGGCGAGGUCACGCGGAAACGAGCGAGAACCCUCGCCGUGCGCUUACUCUCAAAAUUGGACAACAUCGCCGACGGGUCCUACGAGCCCUACUGCUUCCACAUGUGCUGGACGGCCGGCAAGGCCGACAAGCUGAAAUUCCUCAAGCAGGAGAAGCUCUGGUACCUCGAGCGGCACUGCGAGCUCGACGCGCUCGGCGGCGCGGACGACGCGCGGCUCCGGAAAUGCGCGACGGGCGACUCGUGCCCCGUGCUCGCGGGGAUGUAG